Molecule: messenger RNA, 2538 nt
Organism: Oncorhynchus masou masou (cherry salmon)
Lineage: Eukaryota; Metazoa; Chordata; Actinopteri; Salmoniformes; Salmonidae
Product: ras-related protein rab7-like
Exons: 7
Coding region: 564-1187 (207 amino acids)
Biological process (GO): endosome to lysosome transport; phagosome-lysosome fusion
Cellular component (GO): phagocytic vesicle; late endosome; lysosome
Molecular function (GO): GTPase activity; GTP binding
Source: RefSeq, a predicted model, not a curated record
AGACUAGUUGUUUUGGAGGAAGUGAGAGAGAAAAAAAUCAGUCGCGAAAAGAAACCAGGGCAAAAGACAAGACAACAAGAUCUGAACAAAAAUUAUAUAGCAAAUUAUACGUAUUUACACUAAUGUGAAGGGAAUCUGAAAAUACUAAUCGGGGAAUCUGAAUAUCAAAGAGAGAUAAGCAUCUCAAGCUGCAGAAACCAACUUGAUACAUUAGCAUUUUAACUGGGUAAUUUAGCUAACGCAUUAACUAGCUAUCUAUUUUGCUCGUGACAGUUAUUCAAAUUCAACAAGAGGCUCACCUGAGUCGAUACAGCGGUCUGGUGUGUUGGAAGUUGAAGGACAAUGACCCAACACACCUCCAGGCCGUGUAAGGGCUAUUUGACCAUGGGGAGUGAUGGAGUGCUGCAUCAGAUAACCUGGCCUCCACAAUCACCUGACCUCAAGCCAAUUGAGAUGGUUUGGGAUGAGUUGGACCGCAGAGUGAAGGAAAAGCAGCCAACAAGUGCUCAGCAUAUGUGGGAAAUCCUUCAAGACUGUUGGAAAAGCAUUCCAGACACGGCAGAAUGACGUCCAGGAAGAAAGUGCUCCUGAAAGUCAUCAUCCUUGGGGAUUCUGGAGUUGGGAAGACCUCCCUGAUGAACCAGUAUGUGAAUAGGAAGUUCAGUAACCAGUACAAAGCCACAAUAGGAGCUGACUUCCUGACCAAGGAGGUGAUGGUGGACGAUCGGCUCGUCACAAUGCAGAUCUGGGACACGGCAGGGCAGGAGAGGUUCCAGUCUCUGGGUGUGGCGUUCUACCGCGGGGCAGACUGCUGUGUGCUGGUGUUUGAUGUGACUGCUCCUAACACCUUCAAGACUCUAGACAGCUGGAGGGACGAGUUCCUCAUCCAGGCCAGUCCCAGGGACCCCGAGAACUUCCCCUUUGUGGUGCUAGGCAACAAAAUCGACCUGGAGAACAGACAGGUGACGACCAAGCGAGCUCAGGCAUGGUGUCAGAGUAAGGACAACAUCCCCUACUUUGAGACCAGUGCUAAGGAGGCCAUCAACGUAGAGCAGGCCUUCCAGACCAUCGCACGCAAUGCCCUCAAACAGGAGACUGAGGUGGAGCUGUAUAAUGAAUUCCCGGAACCCAUCAAGCUGGACAGGAAUGAUCGAGCAAAGCCUUCAGCAGAGGCCUGCAGCUGCUGAGGCACAACAUGGACUAUCUUCUGUCUGGCUUUCAGGAACAAACCCCUUCUCUCUUUCUAAAGGAAAGGACAGCCUCUCUGGUUUCUGCAUGCACCCAUGUCACAUUGCCCUCCCACCAGAAUCCCAACAAGUGUCCAGUUAUUUACAUGUACUGCCCAUGAUGGGUGUAUACAUACACCUUUAACACACAUUCAUUCACUCCCACACAUACACAUCUUGAUGAAUCCAAUGCCGUUAGAGAAGAAUUGGUACACCCCUGUAGACUCCACUAUUCAUGCCCGUUCCUGAAUCCAUACCAUGAGUGAACCCACAGCCUGGCCCACCCUGUCUGACUGUGUCCCCUCUCUGUCUCUCACAUUGGGGGGUCCAGAUGGAGCCAUGUCCUAGGAGUGCAGUGGAGAACUCUAAAGUGAUGGCUGAAGCUUCUUGACAUGAGAUUAUGAUGAUGAUAUAUUUGUCUCAUUGUCCUGAAACGUUUAAUCCUCUGUAUUUUCUGUUCUUCAUAAUUGUUUUGUUUUGACUUGAAGUUCUAUAUUGCCUAACUUACUGUUGACAAAUAAUUAGCUGUGCUAUAAUUUUUUUGUUCGUAUUGGCUGUCGAUGUUAAGUCUUAAGCCAAUCGGAAGCUUAUACUUGGUUUUGCACUGUGGUUUUGCUGAUAUGUUUUGUUAUAAACUCUUAUUUGGGCUUGACUGACAACAAGCCAUUAACAACAACACUGCUCCCACCAUCCUUCUCUACUACCCCCAGGAAGCCUGUUGAUGCUAUAAAAAAUGCACAGGUGGCUCCCUUUUGUUCGGAGCGCGCAUUGGUUGGUUUAGUAGCUUAUGUUGCAGGGGAAAUAUUCAUAAGUAGGCGAUGAAGAGAGAGAAGCUGACGAUGCAAACACAAUGGAAGACAUGGAGAAAGUUCAUAUUAAGAUAUUAAUAGUCCUAGAACUACUGCUACUACUAUGUUCUAUUUGUCCUUUCCUUUGUCAGACAAUGUGUUUCAACACUACAAUUACAGCUCUGCUCCUCUACAUCUGUCCACUGUUAUGCCUGUAUUGUCUAUACUGUAUCUUCCUUUCUGCUGGUAGCUCAGGUUGGCAAGAGUUUGUUAAUAAGUGCUUAAUAUGACUUUUUAACAGAUUGUGUACUACUAUUGAGUGUGGGUAUAACAGGAACAGUGGGGAAAAGAUGAGAGAUUAAACAAUUGGAUGUUAUUUCUAUCAAUCACAAAGAAACAGUCCAAGGAUUUGCCCUGGUAUUACUCCUCUUCUUCACGAAAUAAUCAGUGCUAUGCCAAUUCAGUUGUUGAGUAUUGGGAUUUCAAAAGUAAUGAUAAUAAAAAGUAAUUCAAUAUAACAAAAA